AUGAAUUCCUAUAGAAGUAGUACAAGUAAACAUAUAAAUUUCAUAAACAAUGUAAAUCUGAAAAGAAGAAAACAGGUUAUCGAGAAAAAAAAUAUUUUGGAGAAGGUGCACAUAUUACCUAUAAAAAAAAAUGUUUAUAAUUUUACGAAACUUUACCAGAAACUCAAUUCGUUAAUUAAUGAGGAAUGUAUUUUAUAUGAAGGUUUUAUUAUAAAUAUAAACGAACAUGAUAUGAAAGAAAAAGAACAUGAAAUAAAUAACAAAAUAAAUAAUUGUAUUACAAAUGAAGAAUGCGUAAAUUAUAAAAAUUAUAAUACUUCAAAUGUUAAUAAUAUAAAUGAUGAUGAAAAAGAAACACAUGACUAUAAUAUUGAUAUAGAACAAACUAAUACAGAUAAUACACAUGAUAAAAAGGAAACAAUAAAAACAAAAAAUAGAGAUAAUCAUAAUAUAUCAAAUAAUGAAAAACAAAAACCCACCUUUGAAUAUAAAAAUAAUUUUCAUAAUAAUACUGACUAUAUUAUUAUAAACUGUGUCCCUUCUACAGGAAUAUUAAGUCAUGAUACUUUAAUUUAUACUGAUGGAAAAUAUGUUGAUAAUUUAAGAAAAAUACACAUAUUAAUUAUAAAAGAUAAAAAUUAUAAAAAAUAUGAAAAAAAAUGUCAGAAAUAUUUUGGGUCCAUAAAAAAAUAUUUACUUAAAAAAAGUAAUCAAAUUUUUCAUGAAGCAUUUUCUUUCGUAUCAUAUUCAUUGGAUUGUUUUUCUUAUAAAUUAUCAACAAAGGAUGGCACAGAAAAAAAGGAUAGUGAUGAUCAAUUAACUAAUAUUGAUAGUUCUGAUGAUGUAGCCAACAUUAAUAGUUGUGCUCAGGUAGACAAAUGUAAUAAGUAUGAUCAGGUAGACAAAUGUAAUAAUUAUGAUCAGUUAGCCAAAUAUACUAACUAUGACGAAGUAGCCAAUAUUAACAAUUAUAGAGAAGUGAAAAAAAAUAAAAAAGAAAAUGUCGCAGUAGAUAAAAUUUUAAUGAAUUAUUUAAAACAAUAUUUUAGGAAAAAUCAAAAUAAAUUAUAUUAUUCCGGAAAAUUGUUUCUCAUAAAUAAUUUUACAUUCCUCACUUUGAAAAUUGAUUCGGAUGUAAAUGUUGGUUUCAUUGAUAAAAAUACGGAAAUAAUAUUAAGUGUUGAUACUUAUGAACAAUACAAAAAUGUCCACAUCGUACCAAUGUAUGACACACUUCCAACCACAUAUAAUUACGAUUUGUUCAUGGAUUAUGUAAAACCAUAUAUCGAAAGACAUUAUUUAAAUGUAUAUUCGAUCCAUGAUACCUUUUUUUAUAAAGGUGUGCAAUUUAAAAUCAUGGGUAUCGAUCCAGUAAAUAUAAAAUAUGGGAAAGGAAGAAUUAGUUGUAAUACAUUUAUUUAUACAGAAGGUUGUAUAAAACCAACAUUCUUUGAUGUAAUAUCAAAGGAGUCUAUUAAUUAUAUCAGAUCUUUACCGUUUGAAUAUAAACCAUAUGCCAUAUUAAACAUUUUACAACAUUUAGAUUCUGAUUCCCUGUUACGAUUAUUUCCAUCUUCGAAUAUAAAUAUAAGAGAAAAUCAUAAAAAAGAAGAAAAGCUUUUAGAACAGUUAACAAAACAUAAAUAUAUUUUUAAUAAAAACUUUAAAAAUAAUUAUACUAAAAAUUCGUUAGAAAAUAAUGAUAGUAAAAAUAAAGAGAAUUAUCACCAUAUCAACAGAAAAAGGGAAUUACAUACAACAACAUCAACACUUAAGAGUAAUUUAAUAAACGAACAAUGUGCUGUUUGUUUUGAAUACUUCCAGGACUAUGAUAAAUGUAUUAAGUUAACUUGUUUACAUACAUACCAUUGGAAAUGUGUUAAGAACUGGUUUAAAUUUAACUUAACAUGUCCAUGUUGUAGAUAUAAAUUAAACUUUUAA
Plasmodium falciparum 3D7 is the source of this 1941-nucleotide messenger RNA. Its product is annotated as RING-H2 finger protein. Gene Ontology annotation, cellular component: membrane. The record is from RefSeq and is a predicted model, not a curated record. NCBI's taxonomy places the organism in Eukaryota, Apicomplexa, Aconoidasida, Haemosporida, Plasmodiidae. Gene Ontology annotation, molecular function: ubiquitin protein ligase activity.